AUGUACAUCAAAAAAGUGGCGAAAAUAUUGAAAGAACAGUACGACAACGAUAUACCAGUGACAGUGGAAGAACUUUGCGCCCUGCCAGGUGUCGGCGAAAAAAUGGCCUAUCUUGCAAUGCAUAAUGCAUGGGAUCAGUUGGAGGGGCUUGGCGUUGACACUCACGUGCAUCGUAUCACCAACAGACUUGGCUGGGUUGGUACUUUGUUCAGAUUUUGCAUUUUUUUUAUGCCAUAG
Gongylonema pulchrum is the source of this 237-nucleotide messenger RNA. The record is from the annotation of a GenBank genome assembly. NCBI's taxonomy places the organism in Eukaryota, Metazoa, Nematoda, Chromadorea, Rhabditida, Gongylonematidae.